Messenger RNA from Peromyscus eremicus (cactus mouse), 1651 nucleotides. RefSeq names its product zinc finger AN1-type containing 6 (gene Zfand6). The record is from RefSeq and is a predicted model, not a curated record. Gene Ontology annotation, molecular function: zinc ion binding; polyubiquitin modification-dependent protein binding; DNA binding. Bases 652 to 1323 code for a protein of 223 amino acids. The transcript is spliced from 10 exons. Gene Ontology annotation, biological process: protein targeting to peroxisome. NCBI's taxonomy places the organism in Eukaryota, Metazoa, Chordata, Mammalia, Rodentia, Cricetidae.
GCGUCAGCGCGCGUAGCGAACCAAUCGCGGGCGCUCCCCGGAGGCCGCGUCACAGGCCGAGCAGCCAAACAGAAAAGUUUAAUAAACAGCGGACGGAGGGCCGGCGGCUGCGGCGGGCCGGAGCGAGUCGGGGUUCGGAGGCCUCACCUGUCCUCACUCAGCGGCGGCGAGAGGCGGCGGCGGCAGCGCGUCGGGCGGAGAGGGCCGCCGCCAGGAAUGAAUCUGAAGUCUGCUGCAGUAAAACACUGAAGGCUUUAAAAUGUUUUCUUGCAUAAAACUCAAACUUUAAGUAGCUGCUUAUGAGGAUAGGAAAGGCAGGAAGCUAAUGUCUAUCUCAAGACACAGGACAGCUGUUUGCUCAUCAACCUCAACUGUUGCAAGCAACAGCAGGAAAGAAAACUCGACAUAGGGAUCUGGGGACUGCUAUGCAGAGAGUUAUCAAGCCUACAGUACAGUAGGAAAUUUAACUUAAGUCCCUGUUCUUUCAUCAGAGUGAGCAGCUUUCUUCCCAAGAGUUUUCUGUCAAGAUGAAGGGCCCAAAGAGUAUAUAGCCUCUGAUAAGUUGACCUGCUCAGUGGAAGGCCACACAUCCCAGAAUAUUUGGCCUUGAUGGGGUUGAGGGACUGACACAAAGGUGUGCAACGGAAGAACAUGGCUCAAGAAACUAACCACAGCCAAGCACCUAUGCUUUGCUCCACUGGCUGCGGAUUUUAUGGAAACCCUCGUACAAAUGGCAUGUGUUCGGUAUGCUAUAAAGAACAUCUUCAAAGACAGAACAGUAGCAGUGGUAGAAUAAGCCCACCUGCAGCUUCUGUCAGCAGUCUGUCUGAAUCGUUACCAGUACAGUGCACAGACGGCAGUGGCCCAGACGCUCAGUCAGCACUAGAGUCCACGUCUUCAUCUCUGCAACCAGGCCCUGUAUCAAAUCAGUCACUUUUAUCAGAAUCUGUAGCACCUUCCCAAGUGGACAGUACAUCUGUGGACAAAGCAGUAUCCGAGACAGAAGACCUUCAAGGACCCAGAGCAGAGGGACUUGUUCCUCUUGAAUGUGAUCCUCCAUCUUCAGUAUCAGAUACAACACAGCAGCCAUCUGAAGAGCAAAGCAAGUCUCUUGAAAAACCAAAACAAAAAAAGAAUCGCUGUUUCAUGUGCAGGAAGAAAGUGGGACUUACUGGGUUUGAAUGCCGGUGUGGAAAUGUUUACUGUGGUGUGCACCGUUACUCAGAUGUACACAAUUGCUCUUACAAUUACAAAGCUGAUGCUGCUGAGAAAAUCAGAAAAGAAAAUCCAGUAGUUGUUGGAGAAAAGAUCCAGAAGAUUUGAACUCCUGCUGGAAUACAAAAUCCUUUGACCAUCUGCAAACUAAAAAUUGACUUGAGGUUUUUUUUCCUAGUCCUUGGGAAUGUAGAGCACCGUAUCUUGCAUAGACCUUUGAAUCAUGCAUGUCAUCAGAAGAAUAGAUUUUUGUUUUUGUUUUGAAAAUGACUCUGAACAUUUAUUUCCAUUGCAGUUUCUGUGGCUGAAAAGAAGUAUUAUCCUUUUAAGAUCAUUUUAAUUUUAGUUGAGUGCAGAGGGCUUUUAUAACAAAUGUGGAGAAAUUCUGGAGGGCUGUGAUUUUUCCAGUAUUAAACAUGCAUGUGUUGAUCUUGCA